Molecule: messenger RNA, 1322 nt
Organism: Thalassophryne amazonica
Lineage: Eukaryota; Metazoa; Chordata; Actinopteri; Batrachoidiformes; Batrachoididae
Gene: rab28
Product: RAB28, member RAS oncogene family
Exons: 7
Coding region: 171-836 (221 amino acids)
Cellular component (GO): Golgi apparatus; endosome
Molecular function (GO): GTPase activity; GTP binding
Source: RefSeq, a predicted model, not a curated record
UAGUGUGUGAGUGGAUCAGUCCGAGCAGGCAAAAUGGCGUCUCCUCUUCGUCGCCUGAACCAUCGGAUAUAAUCCUUCUGUGACUAAACAGCUCUGGAUUCAGCAGUCCAACACAACUUUAUACUCUUUCUGUUUUGUGCGCUGCUGCUGCCGCUUCACGUUUUAGCAUAAUGUCAGACUCAGAAGAAGACAGUCAAGACCGGCAGCUUAAAAUAGUGGUGAUUGGAGACGGCGCUUGUGGGAAGACAUCACUUGCCACCAGGUUUGCACAGGAGGCCUUUGGGAAGCAGUACAAACAAACCAUCGGUCUGGAUUUCUUUCUGAAGAGACUAAGCCUUCCAGGCAAUUUGAAUGUGACCCUGCAGGUGUGGGACAUUGGAGGCCAAACAUUAGGAGGGAAAAUGCUGGAUAAAUAUGUAUAUGGAGCUCAUGGAGUUUUACUGGUCUAUGACAUCACCAAUCACCAGAGCUUUGAGAACCUGGAGGAUUGGUUCAUUAUGGUAAAAAAGGCCAACGAGGAGUCUGAUAUUCAGCCUGUUAUCUCCCUGGUGGGCAACAAAAUCGACCUGGAGCACAUGAGGACCGUGAAAGCUGACAGACACCAGCGCUUCUGCCAAGAGAACGGCCUCAUCAGUCAGUUUGUAUCAGCUAAAACAGGGGAUUCGGUUUACCUUUGUUUCCAAAGAGUGGCUGCUGAGAUACUUGGUGUGAAGCUUAAUAAAGCUGAGAUAGAACAGUCCCAGCGUGUUGUGAAAGCGGACAUUGUGAACUACAGUCAGGACCCUGUGGCCAGGAGCGUGAACCCACCUCGCAGCUCCAUGUGUGCGGUGCAGUGACCUCCCUAAAAAAACCCACAUACGCAUGCAUGCACACACGUACAGAUGUGGUUACAACAACUUGCAGUCAGUAUUGGUUUUUAGGACUUUUGUGGUGACUGGAUGAAAUUCAACAGAAUGUGUUCAGACUGUGUUCUCUGCAGGGGUCGGAUGAAGACAGAAUAUGUGCUUUUGAAGUCCUGUCCUGCAGUUCAUGUUGAGCAGAAUCUUUAUUUAUUUUUUAUUUAGUCCAGAAAGUUCAAGUUUACCUGCAGCUUUUAUCUUAAAUUACCACAUUAAUUAAUUUUUUAUAUAUAUAAAAAAAUCCCUUUAAAGCACCAUACCAGUACUUUUUAUCUGCUUAGUUAAAGUCCAUGUGCAGUUAACAUUUUGGGACAGUUUCUGCAAUUUGAGAUUUCUUAAAGGGGUCAUAUAAUAUACCUUCAGAGCAAGCUAAUAUACAUUGUCAUGUGUCUUAAAAACACAGCUGGUGUAAUGCAUCUUAAA